AUGGCUGCGACUGUCUGUGGUGGUGAUUGGCCAAGUCGAUCUCUGGAUUCCAGAAAACCAUAUUGUCCAAAGGGCGCACAUCCUGAUUCGUGCGUUGGUCAAUGCGCCUUCACGUUUGUAGAAAAAAUCAGAAAUCAGCUGGGAAACGCUAAAACGGCAUCACUACUGCAGCUGAAUUACAAUGAUUUUCUCGUCGCGUUCUCAAACACAACAUUCUUUGAGAACUCCUGCAAAAUCUACCAUAAUUUUCAACACUGUUCGUCGAAGUGCGAACCGGGUUAUUUACACCAGCUAUUGAUGAAAAGCUCAGAAAUUAUCGAUCACUACUGCGUUUAUCAUUAUGAAGCAAUCCGUGCCAAAUUUCCGUGUCUCGAAAAUGUGAUUUCAAACACGGAUUGUAUCAAAUCUUGUACUCGACAUCACGAUGCCGUCACAUCGCUCAUCAACAAUUUCCGACAUCUUGCACUGAAUGGUGAUUCCACUCGUGCCGAACAAUACUUAGCCCAAAGUUGCGAAUAUGUGACAUGCACGCUACACUGUGAUGUGCCGGCGAUCGCUAGUCGCUGCGAUUUCGUCACAGCAAAUCUCGUCAUCGACCUUACACGACGUUCUUUUGCCAGUAUGGAAAAGAUGGCACUUGACAUGAACGUAAUUAGCAGGUGGCCAGCUGUCUGCUCCGAUAUUAAGACCUACCGCCUACCGGCACCAGCCAAUCCACCGAAGGAAAUUGGUGUGGUCGCUCAAAGUCACGAACUUCUCGCAGGUGAGAUCAAUAAUGUAGUAUACUACUCAAAAUUGCAGUUAUUUAGAAGGUAUUUUGCGUCGACAUUUUCGUAUUUACCUCUCAUUCUACAUCGAUGA
Molecule: messenger RNA, 861 nt
Organism: Angiostrongylus costaricensis
Lineage: Eukaryota; Metazoa; Nematoda; Chromadorea; Rhabditida; Metastrongylidae
Source: the annotation of a GenBank genome assembly